UUGACCAUACGCCGUCCGUCUCCCCUCCCCAUUCCGCAGCUCUGCACUGCGCUCCUGCGACGAGUGGGCGCCGACUCCGUCCAAAAAGAGAGGAAGGAGCCAGCGACUCAGCCGCCGCUGUCUUCAGAUUUCCCCUCGAAUCCGCCCCCUCGAUCUCGCGCCCGUGUAGCACGCGAUGGACGCGGCGGCCGCCCCACGCGCGGCGCGGCCCACGAGUCCGUCGCGGCCGCCCAAGGCGAUCCGCAGCACCAAGCCGCGGGGCCUCGACGAGGACACCGCGGCGCCGCCCACGUUCCCGAAGGGCCCUUCCUCCUCCGCCGCGGCCUCGCUCCUCCUAAACGCGGACGUCCCGAUGGACGCCCGCGUCUGGGCGGGGCUGCCCGACGACCUUCUCGUCGAGGUGCUCGCCCGCGUGCCGCCCUUCCUCCUCUUCCGACUCCGCCUCGUCUCCCGCCGCUGGGACGCCAUUCUCCACGACCCCACCUUCCUCGCCGCGCACGCGGCGGUGCCCUCCUACGGGCCCUGCCUCCUCACCUUCUCGAGGGGCGGCGGUGCCCACUCCCCGCCGCAGUGCAGCGUGCUCAGUCUGCCCCUGCACGCACGCUACAAGUUCCCCAUCGGGUUCCUCCCCGCCUGGGACAUCUGGCUCGUCGGCUCCUCGGGAGGGCUCGUCUGCUUCUCCGGUUUCGACGGCUCCGGAUUCCGCACAGUCGUCUGCAAUCCGCUCACGCAGGCCUGGCGGGUGCUCCCGGAUAUGCAUUACAACCAGCAGCGGCAGCUGGUGCUCACGGUCGACAAAAACCGCCAGUCGUUCAAGGUAAUCGCCGCCAGUGAUGCUUAUGGGGACAAGACGCUCCCCACUGAGGUAUAUGACUCUAAGGAGGAUAGAUGGUCCGUGCACCAGAUGAUUCCCGCGGCGAACCUGUGCUCGUCAAAGAUGGCGUUCUGUGACUCUAGGCUGUACCUGGAGACGCUCUCGCCACUCGGGCUGAUGAUGUAUAGAGUGGACGCAGGGUAUUGGGAGCAUAUACCUGCUAAGUUCCCACGUUCCCUGCUGGAUGGGUAUUUGGUACCUGGAGCUCGCACAAGACUGUUCUUAGUGGGGCGGAUCGGGCUAUACAGCACACUGCAGAGUAUGAGGAUCUGGGAGCUGGAUCAUGGUAGGACAGUCUGGGUGGAGAUAAGCAGGAUGCCCCCCAGGCACUUUAGGGCUCUGCUGAGGUUGUCCGCUGAGAGGUUUGAGUGCUUUGGGCAGGAUAACUUGAUCUGUUUCACGUCAUGGAACCAGGGCAAAGGUCUUCUAUACGACAUUGAUAAAAAGUCUUGGUUGUGGAUCGCUGGUUGUGCUAGCCAGCUGUGCAAUAGCCAGGUCUGCUUUUACGAGCCAAGAUUCGACACAUCAAUCUAUUGAGUAUGGCAAUAUGACCUGCAUUGUGAAGAGUUUGUGCUCAAAUGCUUCUGGGGUUGUAUAUCGAGAUGCAUGUCUGAUGUCCUAUUGAGUCAUGGCUGUCAGAUGCAAGUCAAGUGCUGAGACAAAUAGUGCUUCUUCUUCGAGACACUUCUAGCAGUGGACUUGAGCAACCAAUAUUCUCAAAUCAUGCCACUAGAUAUUCUUCACUACUCAAGCUCCAGCAGUUAAGCCAUCUCACAGUUCUGGAUUAGAACAUACAGAAUAUCGUCAUUUUACACAGCAAUGGAGGUCUUGUAAAUGAUAUCUUGUCUGAAAUGAAAAAAAGAUCAUGCGGUUCUUUGUGAAUACAAUUUCAAUGGGUAGUGACCUUAACUUAUUACUAGAGUUCAAUUGGAUCUGGGAUGGUAUUUCUCCAUGCAAAUGAUUCCUGCAUUGUUUCUUAUGAUACUUGUAUGCUGUCAUUCAAAGAACACCAUAUUAUAUUGUUUUCUUUGUUGUUCCAAAAGUUCAU
Phragmites australis (common reed) is the source of this 1922-nucleotide messenger RNA. RefSeq names its product F-box/kelch-repeat protein At5g15710-like. Gene Ontology annotation, molecular function: protein binding. The record is from RefSeq and is a predicted model, not a curated record. The transcript has a single exon. Lineage: Eukaryota; Viridiplantae; Streptophyta; Magnoliopsida; Poales; Poaceae. Bases 176 to 1411 code for a protein of 411 amino acids.